ACCUAAAGGCGCCUUUACACAUGAUUUGCACUCUUUGGCAACAUUUUUUCAAUUUUCACUUUUAAUUAAUUUUAUUAUUGUUAUGUGAUUGUGAAUCAUUUACAAGUGUAUAAUUAAGUUAUUUAUCAAAUUAGUUUAAAUAUAUAUUACGGAAAAAUAUAUUAAUUAAUUUAUAUUCACCUGUCAAUACUCGUGGAUGCGUGUAAUGGUUACAAGUACAAUGUUUACAUCUUUUACAUAAAUUUUUUACAUAUUUACAACGUUUACAUGCAUGUUUUAUAUUAACAAAUAUAGAAAGAAGAUCAAAUUUCAAAGAUUAUACAAAGUAAAUUUAGUGCUUGUUUGUUUAAAAAAAAGUUGAAAAUGGAGUUGACAAAAGUGUUGGAAGUAUUAACGAAUCCAAACAUAAAAAAGGAAAAUCCCAGUGAAGAAUGUAUUUUGCAGGCAAUAAUAAAAGAGGCCGAUUCCCUCUUGUCAGACGAGUUUCGAAAUGAAAUAAAAAAUAUAAAUCCAGAAAAUAGUUUAAUUAAACAGUACCUGUACAUAAUUUUAUUUAUUCUGAGGGAAUUGGAAAAAAUGGAUUUAGGAACAGAAGAAAAUAUGCUCAGCGUCAGUCAAUAUCAAACAAUUAAAAAAUCGAUUGGUUUCGCAACAUCAAUCGGCAUAAUUUCUUGUCUGAUACCAGGAAUCGGAAUGGAAAAUUCACAAGUCAGUGAGUCAAGAUUAAUUGAAUUGAGCCAAGAAACUUUAUCAAUCAUGCAGAAAUAUGAACGAUUGUGUGAUACGUCGAAAAUAUUUUCAAAUUGUUUUUCCAAUUUAUGUUUACGUCCAGUAUUACUUCCUUAUCUUGGUUCAUUGUUCGCGGCACUAUUACAAUUAUCUUUUGCUCCAUUAAUGAAACCGAAAACUGAAGAUUCUUUAAAAAAUUCAAAAGCUGAUGAUUUUAAAAUGACAAAUGAAUUGUAUUUGAAAUUAAAGAGCGAGCAACUGGAAUUUCAAUCGAUAUUGAGAAAAUUAAUCGAUGCAUGUCCUCAGUGUGAAAUUAUGAAAGAAUUCAUGAUUUUGCAUGGUACGAAGAAAUCGCCAAAAUGGUUACGAGAGAAUGUUAGAAAUUUUCUGGCUGAAAUAAUUAUUCAACCUUAUGGAGUUAUAUCAUUGAUACAAGCGAUUUGCGAGGAUACUGAGGAUUCUGGUAAUUGGCAAAAAUUAGAUAUUGUUGCUAAAUUAAUAUCCAUUACGCAUGGCAAUAAUCCUGAGGAAUAUUACAAGUCAAUUUGUUCUCAGUUACUAGAGAUUUUAAUGGCUAAAAAUUUAAAAUAUGGUACAACUAUCGCAAAUUCUUGCAUGGCCGCAUUGUACGAAGUGAAUCCGGAAAUUUGUAGAAGAAAAAUAUUUCACGUACUGGCGGAACCGUUUUUAGUAAAACCCAACAAUCGAGAAGAAAUUUUGAAAAGUGAAGAAGAAGUAUCAAAGUGUAUAGAGAUACUUUCGAAGUGUUUUCUCAGCAGCGAAGCAGAAUUUAAAACAUUACCAAUAAAAUUACUUUUUGAGAUAGCUCUUCCUUUAUUUCACUUACAUAUGAAGGCGUCUAAAAGUGUAUCUCAUUGUCGCGCAAAAGUCCGGCAAUUAUUAUUAAAAAUUCUCGAAAAUGAAACAACGAGAGAAACCAUAUUUUCUCUAUUCCUCGAACACGAGAUUUCCAACACCCAAAUGAAUCAAAAUUUCGGCAAUAAAUUAUCCUUCGAAUUUGGAUCAACCGGUGGUUUUCAUAUAACCGGCAAAGAAUUUAUACCAAAUCACGAAGAAAUUGCCAAUUGUCUCUUCGAUCUUGUACAAUCAAAUGAAAUUCUCGCCAGUUCUUUAUUCAAUCAUCUAUUAAAAUUCUUGGCAAAAUUUCAAAGGACAACAAAUACCAAUUUACUCGAGACCGAUUCCGAUCUAAUGGAGAGAGUGACAAAACAAUUGUCAACUGUACAACUUAUUUCGAAUCUUGCAAAUACGAAAACAAUUCAAGAAGCUCAGAUUAAACGGCCAAAACCACUUUUAUCGUUUAUUCAAUCAAUUUGCAAUGAGACGAAAAGUGAGAACAAGGAUGAUGACAGUUUUGAUAUGUUAUACACUGGUUUGAUGUUGGUAAAAAUAAUAUUAACCGACAGGGGAAAACCACAGGACUGGCAACCCUUUGAUGAGUUUAGUCAAUUUUUAGAAGGGGUGAAAAAAUUGAAUAAAAUAUCUGAACACGCUAAAAAUUUAAUGAACGAAAUUAUCAAUAUUAUUAAAUUGCGUUCUAGUUCGCAAAAGUUUUACGAUAUGUCAGUCGAUCCCAAUCGGGAGAGUGAGUUUGAUAAGGCCUUAAAAGAUCUCACUGAUCCCAUGCUUCCGGUUCGUGGUCAUGGAAUCAUUGCAUUAACGAAAUUAAUCGAGAAUUCUAAUUCUGAAGCAAUCGCUAAGAAAGAUGUUAUCUUUUAUUUAUUUCAGGAAAAUCUCAAACAUGAAGAUUCCUUUAUCUAUUUAGCAACAAUCAAUGGAGUUUGUUCACUAGCAAUUCAUUUUCCGCAAAAAGUUCUUGAAAUUCUUGUUCAGGAAUUUAUUGAUAUGCCACAGAGAACAAGUACAGGUGAAAUUGCACCGGAAACGAGAGCGAAACUUGGAGAAAUAUUGGUGAAGACCACCAGAGCUUUAGGUGAAAUGGCACCAGCGUACAAAACACUAUUAGUCAAUGCCUUUUUAUGCGGAACACGAGAUUCGGAUCCUCUUGUUCGUUCCUCCAGUCUCUCCUGCCUUGGGGAAUUAUGCAAAGUUCUUGGUUUUAAAGUUGGAAAUCUGAUAACUGAAAUUCUUUAUUGCAUUGGUUGUAUAAUAAAAACUGAUAAGGAUCAUCAGUGUAGAAGGGCAGGUGUUAUGGUGGCGACACUUUUGCUGAGAGGACUCGGAAAAGAUAUGCUGACGAGUUUAGGAAAUGAUCUUGUGAUAUUAUAUCGUGGUCUCAUACACUUGAGGGACAAUGAUGACGAUUCUGUUUUACGAUUACACGCUCAAUUGGCCCUUGAAGAAUUUGACGAUGUUGUACAAAAUGUUCUAUUCGCCAAGCCAAAACUCGAAAAAAGUAUAUUUUUGCUCCGCUGAAAGAAUUAUAUUAAAAAAGGAAAAAAAAAACCGAAAGCAAACGUAUAAUCGCUGUGGUUGUGGAGUCGACAAGGGUGAAGGUCUAGGCGUGACUGCUCGCAAAAUAAAUUCCUUGCUCGAGGGUUCAGA
Molecule: messenger RNA, 3255 nt
Organism: Leptopilina heterotoma
Lineage: Eukaryota; Metazoa; Arthropoda; Insecta; Hymenoptera; Figitidae
Gene: Tango6
Product: transport and Golgi organization protein 6 homolog
Exons: 10
Coding region: 364-3126 (920 amino acids)
Biological process (GO): protein secretion
Molecular function (GO): protein binding
Source: RefSeq, a predicted model, not a curated record